AUAGAUGUUACAGCUAGCUUAUCAACUUCAACAUCAGUACAAAGAACUACAAUGAACUUUACAAGUAACUCAGUGGUCCAAACCAGCAGUAUAUCCACAUCUCCCAGCAACCCAACAUCAUCUACAACGUCUUCAUCUUCCACUAUUCCUGGCUCCAGUGCACGUCCAGUGGCCAGUACUGAUACAAAAUCUUCUUCAAGAGCAGUGAGCAACUCUGGUUCUUCUUCACAAGUAACUCCUUCCACCUCAUUCACAGAUAACUCAAGCACCCAGGGCCAGAAUUCAGUUGCUACAACCAAUGGAUCCACCAAUUUUUUGGCUCCUUGGAAAAUAAUUGUCAUCUCCUUGGCUGUUAGCAUUGGAACCUUUGUGGUUGUCGGAGGAACAUUAUUGGCCAUAUACUAUAUCCGAAGACUUAAAGGAAUGCACCGCUAUGUUGUUUCAGGCUCCUCCAUUUAAGAUGCGGACUUGAAUAACUCAAACAUAAUCAUUUCUACCUUCGAAAUCAAC
Messenger RNA from Bufo bufo (common toad), 510 nucleotides. RefSeq names its product cell wall integrity and stress response component 1-like. The coding region runs from base 52 to 459 and encodes 135 amino acids. NCBI's taxonomy places the organism in Eukaryota, Metazoa, Chordata, Amphibia, Anura, Bufonidae. The transcript is spliced from 3 exons. The record is from RefSeq and is a predicted model, not a curated record.